CAAAAGAGAAUUUUUUUUGAAAAUAAAAAGAUCUUUCCACAUCCUUCAUUCUGCUUCUUUUUCUCAUUAUUUUUUUGACAGAAAUUGAACUAGAUUAAAAAUGGCCUCUUCCGCUUUGAAAAUGAUUAAUCCCAACUCGGAUGUAGCUAGACGUGGUCAAGCUCUCCAGCUCAACAUUACUGCUGCGAUCGGUUUGCAAGAUGUUUUGAAGUCUAACUUGGGUCCCAGAGGAACCAUUAAAAUGUUGGUUGAUGGUGCUGGUGGUAUUAAACUUACCAAGGACGGUAAGGUUUUAUUGAGCGAGAUGCAAAUUCAACAUCCUACCGCCGCCAUGAUUGCAAAGGCUUCCAUUGCCCAAGAUGAAAUCACUGGUGAUGGUACCACCUCCAUUGUUUUAUUGGUCGGUGAACUUCUCAAGCAAGCUGAGCGUUAUAUCUCUGAAGGUCUUCACCCUCGUGUUGUCACUGAAGGUUAUGACUUCGCCAAGAAGGAGGCCCUCAAGUUUUUGGAAGAGUUUAAAACCGAAGUACCUGUCGAUCGCGAAUUACUCGUUUCAGUUGCUCGUACCUCUCUCCGUACCAAGGUACACCGUGCAUUAGCUGAUACUUUAACCGAAGCCGUCGUAGAUGCCGUUUUAGCUAUUCGUCGUGAAGGAGAACCCAUUGAUCUCCACAUGGUUGAAAUCAUGAAGAUGCAACAUCGUUCUGAUUCUGAAUCCAAGUUAAUUCGUGGUCUUGUUAUGGAUCAUGGUGCUCGUCACCCUGAUAUGCCCAAGAAGGUCAAAGAUGCUUUUAUUUUAACUUUAAAUGUCAGUCUCGAAUACGAAAAGUCCGAGAUUAACUCUGGUUUCUUCUAUUCUACACCUGAUCAACGUGAUAAAUUAGUUGAAAGUGAACGUAAACAUGUCGAUGAUAAGGUGCGUCGUUUAGUCGAAUUCAAGAAUGAGGUUUGUAGUGGUGAACAUGCUGGUCGUAGUUUGGUAAUUGUCAACCAAAAGGGUAUUGAUCCCCUUUCUCUUGAUAUCUUGGCCAAGAACGGUAUUUUAGCUCUUCGUAGAGCAAAGAGAAGAAAUAUGGAACGUCUUCAAUUGACUUGUGGUGGUGUUGCUCAAAAUUCCGUUGAUGAUUUAUCUGUUGAUAUUCUCGGUUAUGCUGGUAGUGUCUAUGAACAAGUCUUGGGCGAAGAUAAAUAUACCUUUAUUGAAGAUGUGAAGGAUCCUUACAGUGUCACCAUUUUAAUCAAGGGUCCUAACCCUCAUACCAUUUCUCAAAUUAAUGAUGCUGUUCGUGAUGGUCUUCGUGCUGUCAAGAACGCCAUUGAAGAUAAAUCUGUUGUUGCUGGUGGUGGAGCCUUUGAGGUUGCUCUUUCUCAACACUUGAUCGAAUAUAAGAAGCAAGUAAAGGGACGUGCAAAGAUGGGUGUUCAAGCUUUUGCUGAUGCCAUGUUGGUCAUUCCCAAGGUGCUUGCACAAAAUGCUGGUUUUGAUGCACAAGACGUUAUUGUUGCUUUACAGGAAGAACAUAUGGAUGGUCACAUUGUUGGUGUUGACUUGAAGUCUGGUGAAACAAUGGAUCCUAAGCUUGAAGGUAUCUGGAACAACUAUCGUGUGCAUCGUCAUAUGCUUCAUUCAUGUUCCGUCAUUGCAAGCAAUCUUUUAUUAGUCGAUGAGAUGAUGCGUGCCGGUAGAACCUCAUUAAAGGGACCUCAACUCGGAGAGUAAAUAAAUAAAAUAAAAUUAUCACGACAGUAAAUAAAAACA
Messenger RNA from Mucor mucedo, 1759 nucleotides. RefSeq names its product T-complex protein 1 zeta subunit. Gene Ontology annotation, cellular component: chaperonin-containing T-complex. The transcript has 5 exons. Lineage: Eukaryota; Fungi; Mucoromycota; Mucoromycetes; Mucorales; Mucoraceae. Gene Ontology annotation, biological process: protein folding. The record is from RefSeq and is a predicted model, not a curated record. Bases 101 to 1720 code for a protein of 539 amino acids. Gene Ontology annotation, molecular function: ATP hydrolysis activity; ATP binding; ATP-dependent protein folding chaperone.